AUGCGGUAUCUUCCCACACGGAGUACAUGGCUUCAGACCUGCCGCCGUCCACCGCCCCGUGCGACCUGUGGCACCUGUGCGACCUGUGGUGCAUCAGCCGGUUCCCGUGGCCCCGGUGCACCGAGGCCGAGUGGACCUGUGGUGCCCCAGCCAGCUACCUCGGGCGUCCCGGUGGACCAAAGGCUGGGCGACAGCGAGUACCACUUCUCGUGGCGCCAUGACGGCAGCAAAACCUACACGUGGGAUGGCGCCAACCAGUACUGCGGCAACCUUGGCUCCGGCUGGCAGGGUAUCAGCAUCGAGACUCGCCAAGAGGACAGUCUUGUCAGAGAGGCAAUUACAGAAGAUCAUCUACCAUGGAUUUGGACCUCAGGUCAGCUCAAGAACCACGGCUUCGCCUGGGCUUCAGGUGCUGAAUUCGUGGGUCUCAACUGGUCUCACACCGGCGGGAAUCAUCGACCACAACCAGACAACCGAGAGGGGGAUGAGAACUGCCUGGGGGUUCUCAACAACGUCUACGACGACGGCAUCAAGUGGCACGACAUCGCCUGCCACCACGACAAGGCCAUCAUCUGCGAGCGCAAAGUCAGAGUCCAUGGAUGAACAGAAAUACACACACAAACACAGAGGUGCACAUACAUCAGUGUGUAGUGUAUGUAUUUAUAUAUAGAUAUAUGAUAAGCCCAAUACUAACUUAUUUAUAAACACUGUACGAAUCUA
Messenger RNA from Penaeus monodon (black tiger shrimp), 720 nucleotides. RefSeq names its product collectin-12-like. The record is from RefSeq and is a predicted model, not a curated record. The transcript is spliced from 6 exons. NCBI's taxonomy places the organism in Eukaryota, Metazoa, Arthropoda, Malacostraca, Decapoda, Penaeidae. The coding region runs from base 1 to 603 and encodes 200 amino acids.